Molecule: messenger RNA, 1273 nt
Organism: Drosophila sulfurigaster albostrigata
Lineage: Eukaryota; Metazoa; Arthropoda; Insecta; Diptera; Drosophilidae
Exons: 2
Coding region: 96-1205 (369 amino acids)
Biological process (GO): phospholipid metabolic process; lipid catabolic process; arachidonate secretion
Molecular function (GO): calcium ion binding; A2-type glycerophospholipase activity
Source: RefSeq, a predicted model, not a curated record
GUUUCAAUUUCUGAUUGCCGCUCGACUCGUGCGGAUCGUUUGAGCUCGUCGAGCUGUUUUGGGGGGAAAACAUUGAUCUCUCGCUCGGUAACAAUAUGAUGUGGUUAUCAAUGCUGGUGCUGCUGUUGCCUUCGACUGCUGUGCUGUGUCUGGAGGACAAGACUAAAUCGACGGUUGUUGAUGACAUUUGGAACGCCUUCAGGGCUGUGACCAAUGACAGUGCGCUGCUCGAUCACAUCAUACCGGAAAUGUAUGCAGCCAGCAUGCAAAAGACAAAUCCCAGCUUCGUUUUCAAGAUGCCAACCAGUGAACGCGAUGGCUACCAGAUGCUCACGAUGCAACGCUCCGAUUUCUCAACACCAAUCUUCCCAAACAUCAGCAGUCAAUCAAAUAUUGUGGGCAAUGAUGCAGUGCAGCCAACAUUGGAUGGCAAUAGUCAUCUUAAGUCGAGUCCGGCAGUCGAAUGGCAACAGCUGGGAUUACAGGGAUGGGUGGGUGAACUGAAGCCGCCGUUGCCAUGGCAGGAGCAGUCACACAAAGAUGUGCACCCACAACCGCCAGCAUUGCCUUUGGCGGAAUAUCCACGCGAUGAAAUUAUGCACGAUUUGAAGAACCAACAUUUCAAUGGACGCGUUACGGACAUUCGAGUCAUUGCUAGCAAUCAGCAUUCGACGCCAGUUGAUGACCUGAUGAAUGGAGAGAAUGUUUACAUAGCACGUGCCAACGAUCCCUUUGGCUACUCCAUGCGAUGGGCCUUGAACAAUGACACAACUGCCCAAGAUCAGGCGUCGAAUGAGCGCGGCAAACGCGAUGUGGCCAGGCUGUACUCCAUGAUCAAGUGCUCCACGAGCUGUGAUCCCUUGAUCUACAAGGGUUAUGGCUGCUAUUGUGGCUUUGGUGGUCAUGGUGUGCCCACCGAUGGCAUCGAUCGCUGUUGCCGGCUGCACGACAAAUGCUACGGGCAGAGCAACUGCAUCUCGUACCUGGAAUACUUUGUGCCCUAUGUGUGGAAGUGUUAUCGUGGCAAGCCACUGUGUGCCAUCGAUCAUGGCGAGUGGGGUGGUCCAGAUUCUUGCGCGGCACGAUUGUGUCAAUGUGAUUUGCGGCUGUCGCGCUGUUUGCGCAAAUUCUAUUGCCCAAAUGGACGCGCUGUUUGCCGUUCGUCGCGUUCGCGUCGAUUGCAGAAUCUCAUAUUCUUCGAUUGAGUGCGAAGCUCAACUGCCAGCUGCCAAAGACAUAAUAAAAUUGUGCAAUCAACGUGUUUCCUAAAAAA